This is a messenger RNA of Blastocystis hominis, 386 nucleotides long. RefSeq lists its product as hypothetical. The transcript has 5 exons. The record is from RefSeq and is a predicted model, not a curated record. Lineage: Eukaryota; Bigyra; Opalinata; Blastocystidae. The coding region runs from base 1 to 324 and encodes 107 amino acids.
AUGUUAACAUCUGUGGUAUUAGGUAAAAGGUCAUUUGCGGAUUCUCUAGAAACUGUCUUUGCAAACCUUCCUUCUUUACGGUCUAUCAAGUUGGGUGAAUUCUCUUUGUGUGGAAGACAUUAUGAUAGUAGAUGUUCCUUAACAAUGAGAGAUCUUCCAAAAUUAUCGAGGCUGAUUUCUAAGGGUAGCUCAUUAAGAGAUGCACGUACAGUAAUCUUAAAAAAUAUCCCAAGUUUAGAAACUGUUUGUCUACCUUCUGCAUUCAAUUUAGUUAGUGAUAAGAGUAUACACAAUGUAUCAUCCUCUUUAACACGACUCCUCUGAUCUGGAGAUUGACAAGCAUUAUUCUUUCCUUAUUAUUCGUGUAAUGAAUAAGAAGUAUUUCU